UUUUAGAGUCUUGCGUUGGUCCACUUGUAACUAUGUCUGCUAAAAGAAUUUCGGGAACCGAGGUCGCACGAGCGAUCGAAAAUGAUCUUCGUGAACAAGUGUCAGAGAUGCGUCGCAAGAGCCCCGGGUUUCAACCGCGGCUGGCCAUCGUGCAGGUGGGCGGGCGGGAGGACUCCAACGUUUACAUCCGUAUGAAGCUGAAAGCGGCGGAGAACAUUGGCAUCUUGGCUGAGCACAUCAAACUGCCUCGAGACUACAAUCAGGCCGAGCUCCUAACAAAACUGAACUCUCUUAAUGAUUCUCCUUUCGUGCAUGGUAUCAUUGUGCAAAUGCCGCUAGACUCGACGGAGAAAAUCGACUCUCAUCUCAUCACAGAUGCCGUCUCACCACACAAGGAUGUUGAUGGGUUGAAUACACAGAACGAAGGUCGCGUGGCUCUCGGAGACAUGUCAGGCUUCGUGCCCUGCACCCCUGCGGGUGUCCUCGAGCUGAUCAAGGGCACUGGCGUGUCGAUUGCCGGCAAGAACGCGGUUGUGCUCGGUCGCAGUAGAAUCGUAGGCACUCCAGUGGCGGAGCUACUCAAGUGGGAACACGCCACCGUUACCGUCUGCCACUCGAAGACGAGGAAUUUGAGCGAAAUCACAAAGACGGCAGAUAUCCUUGUCGUGGCAAUCGGCAAACCCGAACUGGUCCGCGGGUCCUGGAUUAAACCAGGAGCAAUCGUAAUCGACUGCGGAAUUAAUCCUAUCCCUGACUCUUCGAAGAGUAGCGGGCAGAGGUUGGUGGGCGACGUUUCGUAUUCGGAGGCUGUGCAGGUUGCGUCUCACGUCACCCCGGUUCCGGGCGGCGUGGGCCCCAUGACAGUGGCCAUGCUCAUGCGGAACACGCUGCUGGCAGCGAAGCGUCAGCUCGACCGCCUGAUAGCGCCCGCCUGGCCGCUCACUCCUCUGAGACUGAAGACGCUUUCUCCGGUACCCAGUGAUAUCGCGAUAGCGCGUGCUCAAAAACCAAAGCAUAUCGCGCAGUUGGCAGAGGAAAUUGGUUUAUUCCCGAACGAGGUGUCCCAGUAUGGCAACACUAAGGCGAAGAUUUCUCUAUCUGUACUGGACCGUUACCGAGACCAAAAGGGUGGCAAAUACAUCGUGGUGGCGGGCAUAACGCCGACCCCGCUGGGCGAAGGCAAGAGCACGACGCUCCUGGGGCUGGUGCAGGCGCUGGGCGCGCACCGCGGGAAGAACGCCUUCGCGUGCAUGCGGCAGCCCAGCCAGGGGCCCACCUUCGGCGUCAAGGGCGGCGCGGCCGGCGGCGGGUACUCGCAGGUUAUACCAAUGGAAGACUUCAAUCUUCAUCUUACUGGAGACAUCCAUGCUGUCACGGCCGCCAAUAAUCUUUUGGCAGCUCAAAUGGAUGCCAGAAUCUUCCACGAACUGACACAAAAAGAUGGACCGCUGUAUGAUCGUCUCGUUCCAAAGGUCAAGGGAGUCAGAAAGUUCUCUCCUAUUCAACUUAGAAGACUCAAGAAAUUGGGUAUCAAUAAAACAGACCCGGAAGCUUUAACACCGGAAGAAAGGACGAAAUUCGCUAGACUAAAUAUUGAUGUUAACAAAAUUAUGUGGAACAGAGUCGUGGAUCUUAACGACAGAUACCUGCGUAAAAUAACAAUCGGCCAGUCACCAACGGAGAAAGGUUUCACCCGAGAGACAGCUUUCGACAUUUCUGUGGCUUCAGAGAUAAUGGCUGUUCUCGCUCUGGGGAAGGAUAUCGACGAUAUUAAGGAGCGGCUCGCUAGCAUGGUCGUCGCUCUAGAUAAGGACGGAGAACCUGUAACUGCUGACGAUUUGGGUGUCACCGGAGCAUUAAUGGUCCUUCUGAAGGACGCAUUCGAGCCGACGCUAAUGCAGUCGUUAGAGGGCACGCCCGUGCUCGUACACACGGGGCCCUUCGCCAACAUCGCGCACGGCUGCUCCUCGAUCCUGGCCGAUAAGAUCGCCAUGAAGCUGGCGAGGGAGGGAGGAUACGUUGCAACCGAAGCUGGCUUUGGGUCCGACAUUGGUAUGGAGAAGUUCUUCGACAUCAAGUGCCGUGCGAGCGGCGACGCGCCGCACUGCGCCGUGAUCGUGGCGACUGUUCGCGCGCUGAAGAUGCACGGCGGCGGGCCCGCCGUCAGUCCCGGCCUGCCUCUGCACGACGUCUACGUCCAGGAAAACUUGGAAUUGCUAAGCAAAGGAUUGUGCAAUUUAGGAAAACAUAUUAGCAACGGUAACAAAUUCGGAGUACCGGUCGUCAUCGCUAUCAACCGACAUGGUAACGACACAGAAGCUGAACUGAAGUUGGUGAAAGAGUUCGCGGAGAAGAACGGAGCCUUCCGGGCGGUGGUUUGCUCGCACUGGGCGCGCGGCGGCGCGGGCGCGCUCGAGCUCGCCGACGCCGUCAUCGCGGCCUGCGACCGGCCCGCCGCCUUCCGCUACCUCUACCCGCUGGAGCUGCCGCUGGCGGACAAGAUACGCGCCAUCGCCGUGGAGAUGUACGGCGCCGGCCGCGUGGAGUACACGGACGACGUGCUCGCCAAGAUCAGGAACUUUACUGAGAAAGGUUACGAUAAGCUAGCAGUGUGCAUGGCGAAAACAUCGAACUCGCUCACGGGUGACCCCACGAUCAAAGGCGCACCAACCGGGUUCACACUUCGCAUUAACGACAUAUUUGUGUCCGUGGGCGCUGGCUUUAUUGUCCCAAUGGUGGGCGACAUCUCCAAAAUGCCUGGUCUCCCUACAAGACCUAGCAUCUAUGACAUUGAUCUGGACACUAAAACUGGCGAAAUUCAAGGGUUAUUCUAAACAAUAUAUGUAAAAAGACGUAAUUAAACGGUGGAAGCCUAUUAUUCUUGGCAAAUAAACAAAUAUGUAAUAUUAUAAAAAUAUGCUUAAAUGAUGUUUUUUUAAUAAAUGCGUUGUUAUUUUUAA
Melitaea cinxia (Glanville fritillary) is the source of this 2960-nucleotide messenger RNA. RefSeq names its product C-1-tetrahydrofolate synthase, cytoplasmic (gene pug). The record is from RefSeq and is a predicted model, not a curated record. Gene Ontology annotation, biological process: tetrahydrofolate interconversion. Gene Ontology annotation, cellular component: cytosol. NCBI's taxonomy places the organism in Eukaryota, Metazoa, Arthropoda, Insecta, Lepidoptera, Nymphalidae. Bases 33 to 2834 code for a protein of 933 amino acids. Gene Ontology annotation, molecular function: methenyltetrahydrofolate cyclohydrolase activity; ATP binding; methylenetetrahydrofolate dehydrogenase (NADP+) activity. The transcript has 15 exons.